AUGGGGAAUUGUGUGUCUCACUCUCGUGUGAAAGAUGAUGAUUCUGUUCAUCACGUGGAUUUUGCUUCUGGGAAGGUUCAUCUUAUUAAUACCAAAGAAUCUUGGGACCAAAAGUUAGAACAAGCAAGGGGAGAUGGAAAAAUUGUUGUUGCAAAUUUCAGUGCGAUAUGGUGUGGUCCUUGUAAGAUGAUUGCACCAUAUUAUUGCGAGUUAUCCGAGCAUUAUCCAUCCAUUAUGUUCUUAUUAAUUGAUGUCGAUGAACUAACUGACUUUAGCACGUCGUGGGAUAUUAAAGCCACGCCGACGUUCUUUUUUCUUAGAGAUGGACAAGAGAUUGACAAACUUGUAGGAGCCAACAAGCCAGAGUUGGAGAAGAAGAUUGCUUGUGUUAAUGUCGCUCCCCGACAUCAAUAG
Lathyrus sativus (Indian pea) is the source of this 414-nucleotide messenger RNA. The record is from the annotation of a GenBank genome assembly. Lineage: Eukaryota; Viridiplantae; Streptophyta; Magnoliopsida; Fabales; Fabaceae.